ACAUCUAGAUUCUAACAUGCACACUUCACGUCCAGCACUUCAUUCCCAAAUCUGCACACAUGCAAGCACCUAAUUAGCUGUGGUACAAUGUUAAAAGAAUUGCGUAGAUGUUGUUACACGAUCUGCUUGUUGCUAUUCUUGAUUAUCACUGGAACCCUAAGGUUUCACCGUUUCGGGGAGGGAUUACAACGCAGGAUCCACGUUUCCGGCGACCUUAACGACGUCGUAGACAACGAGGAGGACCAACAAUGGAAACAAUGGGGCAACACGAAAUCCGCCAAUUCCGAAUUCGAUCCGCCAACGAAUGAUGUAAGCAAAAUGAGCCCGAAGGAUAUCCAAGCUGAAAUGAUGAAGCGGGUUCUAGGACCCGUUUUCGGAUUCGUUAAGCUCCGGCUUGGAACUCUUCGGACUCCGGAUAAGGUUUCUGAUAUUGCCAAGAGGUGGACCAAUCUAGCAAGAACUGGAGCAAUUGAGACAAAGUUCAUAGGUGUUGAUUUGAGCACGAUCAUGUUCACCAUGGAAAAAGGUCAAGACACAACACAGUUAAAAGAGUUUUUGCUAGAACAAGAAGAAGCAUAUGAGAUUAAAAUAGGGGACCAACUAUUUCGAAGACCAGGCGACCCUCCUUUUGAAGAAGUUUUCGAGAAGCUCCAGAAUGAGAUAGAGAAGAACAGGCACUCUGAGUUGUAAUGGCCAGAAACCAGACCCUUCUUCUUUCUCCUCUAUUUCAUUUCUAGAUUAGCAGGAAUUUUGUACUUCAGAUCAUUCUUCCAUGCAGCUCAUUUAACCAUUGAUCCUCCAACAACAUCUAUUACCAGACGGGUUACUGGAAAUGGCUCACUCUUUUUCUACUGAGUUUUCUGGUUAUGAUCUUAGCUUGUUGCUUUUCUUAUUA
This is a messenger RNA of Nicotiana tabacum (common tobacco), 895 nucleotides long. RefSeq lists its product as uncharacterized. Lineage: Eukaryota; Viridiplantae; Streptophyta; Magnoliopsida; Solanales; Solanaceae. The record is from RefSeq and is a predicted model, not a curated record.